Messenger RNA from Acanthoscelides obtectus, 923 nucleotides. The record is from the annotation of a GenBank genome assembly. Lineage: Eukaryota; Metazoa; Arthropoda; Insecta; Coleoptera; Chrysomelidae.
GUGCACAGCCAAUCCCUAAAUGACAAUCCAAGCGGUUGGUUGGCCCAAUACACAUUUUUGAUAGAAUGGUUUUUGAGGUUCGGCUUUAUCUGCCCGAUGAAAGCCCAGGUGUCGAAAAUAGAUACUGCUCAGUCACGUAUGUUUUGACUGACGUUGCUAAACACGCCUUCAGGUGGCUGAACGGUACUAGUCUCAAUAAUAGAAUCGUUGUAAGUAAGCUGCCUGAAGGGAUGAGGUUGGAACUACGUACUGUAGUCUCUCAAAUGUACGUCAAUGACGCAGUUCAUCCCAAUCCAAUGCUCAGAUUCAACACGAGCUCUUUCGCUGGUCCUCAAGAGAGUAUAAUAGAAGAUCCUUUGGUACACUCUUUAAAAACAAUGCCAAACAAGGAUUUCCGUCCAGAUGAUUCAAGGUUCAGUUCAUUACUCAAUCCGGUUCACUAUUAUUACGACGAUCCUCCAUGUGAAGGAUCAGAUACUGACUACACCACGGAGUACAUGACAUACCUAGGUGAUGCAAUGCUGUUUUCUAAUGAACUAUGGUCAACACAAUCACCACCACCAAAAUGGGAAAAUGAGGCUAUAUCUGCUAGACGGUGGGAUAUAUCGGAAUCAACCAAGCCUAAAGCUAAACAUUAUUAUUUUGGUCAACUGCCGUACGCUGAUCCUGACCCUGCAUACUUACAAAAUUGGGUAUUUGGCCAUUUCACCCAAUGGGAACAUUAUGGAUGUGCACACUGUGGAUUCCUGUUGGAGCCGUGUUUUCAUUAGCUUAACGUUUGUCUGUCUGAUACUGAAGUAUUUUAUUGUCCUUACUUAUUGUAAUGAUAUAUACUGUACUGUAAAUGCUUUGACACUGAAUGCCUUGUUCUAAUUAUUACAUGUAUGUAUACAAAUCCAUUCGUAGUUUUAACCCGCGUGCUU